This is a messenger RNA of Pseudoliparis swirei, 3455 nucleotides long. RefSeq names its product protein FAM124B-like. Lineage: Eukaryota; Metazoa; Chordata; Actinopteri; Perciformes; Liparidae. The record is from RefSeq and is a predicted model, not a curated record. Gene Ontology annotation, cellular component: nucleoplasm.
UGCCUUUUUUAAUGUUAUGCAUAUUUUUUGUUAACUUCUCAUCUUAAGUGGAUUAUUAUUGUUGUAUUUAACCUUUACAUUAUUUGUUGGACCAUGGUAUUAAUAAAAGAACUACAGGAUAGUAAGAGCUGAACUGUUGCUUCAUUUAUCCAAUUUCCACUACCAUGAAAAAAGUGGGCUGGUCUUGAGCCUGAAAUUCCCGGGCUGAAAAGUGGCCCCACUCCGGCCCUGUGUGGGUGUGUGUGUGUGUGUGUGUGUGUGUGUCUCUCUCCCUGUGUGUGUGUGUGUGUCUUUCUGUGUGUGUGUGUGUGUCUGUCUGUGUGUGUCUCUCUCUAUGUCUGUCUGUCUGUGUGUGUGUGUGUCUCUGUGUGUGUGUCUCUCUCCGUGUGUGUCUGUCUGUGUGUGUGUCGCUCUCUCUCCCUGUGUGUGUGUCUGUCUGUGUGUGUGUGUCUCUCUCUAUGUGUGUGUUUGUGUGUGUCUCUCUCCCUGUGUGUGUGUGUGUGUGUCCUUCACCAAAGUAACCCUUUCCUGUGGUAUUCAUCUCUUGUGAUGUGUGUGUUCUUCAGGUGUGACUGCAGCAGGAUGUCGUCAUCUGGCAUCCAGCUCAUGAGGGCCCGGCGCCAGCAGCUGGUCCUGGACCUGCACCUGCUGGCCGACCCCGGGGACUCUCUGCUGCUGCAGCACACGCUGGACCGCCUGCUGCGCCGGCUGUGCCCCAGCCUGCACGUGUUCCACGUGUCGGAGAGGGCCGCCCCCUUCAGGGGCCGCGGCGCCGCGGCAGGCUUCCCCUCUCUGGCCAUCACCUUCUUCCUCCAUGAGGCCUAUGGGGAGGAGCGGAUCCUCAGGGUGCUGGACUUCCUCCAGCGCCCCCCCUGGCAGUACCACCACACGGAGAGCAGCGCGGCGCCGCCGGGGGUCCCCCCAGCGGCGUCACCAUGGCCCUACCUACUGCCCAGCAGAGACUUCUACAGCCUGGGCGCCGGCAUGCCGCUGUGGGGGGUCCGGCCGGUCCACUGCGGGGGGGAGAUCCUCAGAGUCACGCUGCACAGCGGCUCGAGGAACCUGAGGGGCGUUCACGAGACGGUGCUGCAGCGGCCGGCCGAGGAGCAGAAGACGGGCUUCUGCUGGUUCACGCUGCACACGGAGCCCGGGCUGUGCCUGCAGCUGGCGGUGAAGCAGCUGCCUCCGGGCCCUCGGGUGGAGCCCUGCAGCUCCGCCGUGCUGCAGUUCGUGGUGGAGGAGAUCGGCCAGCUGGUCCCCCUGCUGCCCAACCCCUGCACCCCCAUCAGUGCCACCCGCUGGCAGACGGAGGACCUGGACGGCAACAAGAUCCUCUUCCAGGUGAACGCCCCGGCUCAACCUCAGCGACCUCUGACCUGUGCAUUCCCCCUGACCAGCGGGAGCCCUCGAGGGAUGCAGCUGCACAGCCUGUCGCCCUGCAGCCUCACGGCUCCCCGGACCACACACAAGCCAGCCCACCGGCUGCUCAGCGACUCUGUCCUGGAGAAGCUCCAUGAUGAUGAUGGAGGAGGAGGAGGAGGAGGAGGAGUCGAGGGACCAGGAAGCUGCUGCAGCUCCUGCUCCUCCUCCCAGCGCAGCAUCCCCGCACCGCCCUCCACCACCAACCCCCCCGACUCCCCCCUGCGCCCCUCCAUCAGCCGCUGCCUCUCCCACCUCCUUCUGGAGGAGGAGGAGCCGGAGACCAACGUGGACACGGGCGUCCGAGCGCUCGCUCGCUCCUCCUCCUCCGCGGACCUCCCGGCGCCGCCCCCCCCCCAGAGACCUGCCGCUGUGGGGCGUCUGGCCAAGGAGCUGAUUGAGUGUCUGCCGCGGACCCCCGUGCACCCGGGGGUGGCCUCCGGGACUCGGGGGUCCUCUGGGGGUCCCGGGAGGGGCAGCAGGACCGCGGCAGCAGGACCGGGUCCCUCCACCGGCCCGGCGGCGGGGACCAGGACUCCAGCCGCGCUGCUGGAGGACGAGUUCUUCAUCUGACUCCGGGAACGACCAGAGGAGGAGGCACCCGUUGGGUCUGAAGUGAUGCAUUGUGGGUACAGAGAAGAAAGGCCCCGUUCCCCUCAAAGGACUCAAGUCUCUACAUUGAAACCACGGAGCAGGUAACAUCCUCUUGAAUGUUUACUUUUACAUUGAGAUCAAACUCAUUGUUUGAGCAGCUAUUGUGCUCAAAUGAAGCCGUGUGUUAAUGUCAGGUACUAGAGCCAGUUUACGCACAUGCUCGUGUUUUAUUGAUCGUGUUUUAUUGAUCGUGUUUUAUUGUUUCAUGGCCUUUGAGACAGACGAUGAUCUUUAUGACACUGAAGUCUGAUUUUGUCUGAUUGUCUCCACAGUGCAGCAGUCAGUCUGUCACAGGCUGGACAUAUAUAUAUAUACAUUAUAUAUAAUGUUUAUAUAUAUAUGAAAUAUAUAAUCUAUAUAUUAUAAUGUGUAUAUAUAUAUAAUAAUAAUAUGUGUAUAUAUAUAUAUACAUAUUAUUAUAUAUAGUAAAACUAGCCUGGUGGCUUUUGAUUACAUUUGUUUAAAUGCACUUCUAAUCCUCUUUACUCUUUAUUCGCGUGUUAAAUGUUCUAGUUUGAGGCUAAAUUACGUUAAUGUUCCAACGCCAGUCUGUUUACCUCGGAUAGCUUUGAGUUAGCAGGAUCUUCUAAACAACUACUUAAGUGACAUUUUGACUUGACAACAAAUCUUGUACUCUAUGUUUGUUUAAUCCUAAUAAUUGAACCAUGAGCAUGAGCGAUGUCUUAAAUGGCCCCAUGUGCUGAGGGGCAGCAGACGGGACUCAAACCCACAACCUUUUUGCACAGUGCGCAUGAUCAUUGUGAUUAUAGCGGUUUAGAGCCCAGUCUGACAGAGGAGAUAUUGUUGUGAGGCAAGUCUCUUCUUCUACACACACGUCUGUAAAACCUUUCAUCGUGACCGAGGACCGUCUCACAGUAACUCCCAGGUAAACCUGGCUCUGCUUUAGAGCCCUUGAGCAAAAGCUUUUGAGCUGCUGGUCCCCAGGGAGGCCGUUCAUGUCUCUGGAGGUUUACCGUGAAUGAGUGAAGAAGACGAGCAGUCGGGAGCUGAGAGUCGUCCCGGGUACGAGGCUGAAGGCUUAGUAUUAAAAGAUGAAGACGUCAUCUUCUGAGUGCUGAGUUCACGGAGCUGUGUCACCUUUACGUCAUAAUCUAAAGCGCACAGCGCCCUCUGCUGGUCAAAGACUGUUGUUGCUUCUGAUUUAUUUGUGUGAAAUCGUUUGUAAAACAGAAUGAGGUUGAAUGUGAUCAUAGUGGCUCCACAAUUCCCUCCAGUACUUCACAUUUCAUAUAAUCUCAUCCUAUGAACACGAUAUCAUGUUGAAUGGUGUUGCUCCUGGAUGGAUCACAGCCAACACUAUUAUUUAACAACUCCUUGUCCUGUGUCCACACCACUUAAAAGAAUAAACUUCAUAAUUCUGA